Molecule: messenger RNA, 656 nt
Organism: Jatropha curcas
Lineage: Eukaryota; Viridiplantae; Streptophyta; Magnoliopsida; Malpighiales; Euphorbiaceae
Product: sm-like protein LSM36B
Biological process (GO): mRNA splicing, via spliceosome; maturation of SSU-rRNA
Cellular component (GO): P-body; U6 snRNP; nucleolus
Molecular function (GO): RNA binding
Source: RefSeq, a predicted model, not a curated record
AGUGCAGAUACAUAGGGCUGUCUGUCUUCGGCUUGCUCAUUCAGUUUCCCCUUUCUGUCUGUGUUCAAAAUCCAAGCAAGAAAAUCGGUAGUUGCUGUGUUUUGGAAGAAGCUUAUCUUCACUGUAGAUAAAAUAGAGAUGAGCGGAGGAGGAGAAAAAGGGUCGACAACCACAAAAACCCCUGCAGACUUCCUUAAAUCAAUUCGUGGCCGACCAGUUGUUGUCAAACUGAAUUCUGGUGUUGAUUAUCGAGGUAUUUUAGCUUGUCUAGAUGGAUACAUGAACAUAGCAAUGGAGCAAACUGAAGAAUAUGUUAAUGGACAACUGAAGAACAAAUAUGGUGAUGCUUUUAUUCGCGGAAACAAUGUUCUGUACAUUAGUACGUCAAAGAGGACAUUAGCAGAUGGGGCUUAGCAUCGCAGUGUCGUAAAAGAGCAGAAGAUUUUGACUUAAUGCUUUUUUAUGAUUAAAUCUUUCAUGUAAUAUCACUAGGUUAGUAAGAUAGCAUCUUGACAACGUUUUAAGUCACAUUUGCAGUUAUUCCCCCAUAUCGACUAUGGAUAUUUGAGAACUAACGUUUGUAAUAAUUGUAUUUUGCUCCACAGUUUGAUGGAUGUUAUGGGUUGAUUAGCCUCUCAACUUUAUAUGCUCUGCAA